AGACAGAACGUCGGUAAACCUUUUUUUUUCUAGUGCUCAGACAUUGUGGGAAAUAUGGCGGAACAGAUUAAAAAUGUUUCCCCGCUAGAAGAAGAGAAGGUUGGGCAUACAAACAAUGUACUCUCUCCAGACGAAAACAAAGAUGUGGCCGAUUCUCAAGAAAAGCCAGAAAGUGCAGAUAACAGUUUCAGUGUUUCUGCUCCUGACUCAAGUGCAAAUGGGCUUGAGAACCACUUUGAGAAAUUGAGUAUUCCAGUGACAAAGUACCAAAAUGGACAUCGACUAGAGAAUGAGUCUGAUACUACUGACUUGUACACCAAGAUAAAUUCCAAAGAUUUUGAAAUCUUUCACUGCAUAUCUUUAUUGGAGCACAACGACAACAUUGGUAUUCAAUAUUAUAUUUGUAAACGAAUCCAAAAGUUUCCAAUUGGCGAAUUGAGGUUUUUUGCCCCACAAUUUUUGCAGUUAUUGAUAACAAUGGAAACGCAAUCAAUGGCGUUGGAAGAAAUGAUCAAAGUUUUAUGCUUCAGGGAUCCCCAUUUCGGAUUAAUUAUCUUCUGGCAUUUGCAGGCUAUGCUACAAGAUCUUUCAAAAGAGCCAGAGAGUGUGGGUUUUCAAACUUGCAAAAGGUUGGUAAACGAGUUACAAUACCAUCUAUUCAACUACUCAACCAAUUCGAAGACGUCCAACUCCAGCUUUGUCUCCAGUUCGGGAGUUGUUCCUAGAAAUGACUUAAAUAAGGAUUUCAAGCCAAAUAUCUAUCCAAGCAUUAUUUUUGCAACCUCAUUGCUUUCUGGUAUGACAGUUCCUGAGUCUACAGCUUACGUGGAGCCAAUUGUAAGGAUGGAAGGAAAAAAGGUUAAAACUAUGGUUUUUGAAGUAGUAAAAGACAUCAAGAAGAGUCUAACUGAAAACUUGACCAAGAAGAAUACAUUAAACAAUGCUCUUAUGGGUAAACAACGUGUUUAUACAGAUGAUUUGAAACGUUCUAAAUCCAUCAAUGUUCUAAAGGAGCGUAAAACUUCAUCUCCAAAUUUAAAGGCUAGAGGUAGUUCAGAAUAUGUCAAAACAAGAAAAUCUGAGGAGCUAGGAUUUGAAAUGAUUGACACUUAUGCUGACAUGAAUCUUCCUAACCUCCGCAAACCUUCUUUGAAGGGCAGAAAUCACCGUGGGCUUUAUCAUGUUCACUCUUCGGCUUCCAUUAAUACAACCCCCGAGGCGGUUGUUGAAGAGAGCAAUGAUACUACGAUGGACACUUCAAAUCUAGCAAGGUCGAUGCCUGAUCUCCAUGAUAAUGUUGAUGUGAUAUCUAACGACAGUAAUACAAUUAUGUCUUCUCCUAAUUCCUCUUUGGGGGAUUUGGUAACUAGCUAUCCAUCAGAUGGCUCAUAUGCCUCAUCUAUUCGAAACUCUUCAGAUUACAAAGACAGUUUGGAAAUCCCAAAUUCGGCCCAGAGUAGUGUCAAUGCUGGCUCUAAACUACACCAGCACGUGCUUUUGACGGAGAACCAGAAGAUCAAGCUUCUUAAGUCGAGUUACUUCAAAAAUGAAACUCAAUUUGUCAUUGCCUUGCAAAACAUAUCCAUUCGGUUGUCGAAAGUUCCAAGAGAGGCAAGGUUAUCAACGUUGAAGGCAGAAUUAUCAAUUUUAAACAAAGAUCUGCCUUGUGAAAUUGAUAUUCCUAUGUUAUUACCGAAAAACAAAAAGGGAAGACUACACAAAAUUUGUAGAAUUGCCGUGAACGAAAGUGCGGUUUUGAAUUCAGCUGAAAGAGUGCCUUAUUUACUGCUAGUUGAAUAUUUAUCUGAUGAAGUGGAUUUUAACCCUGCUUCCUCAUCAAACAAGAAGAUUUUGAGAAAUAUACAAGACUACGAUGACAUUUCGGGAAGCGACAAAUACAAGUUUGACCUUUCUUAUAAAUCGCCAAAAAGAAUUAUCUCUACAGCUUCAACAGCAGAUUCAACCUUUAAAGCAGAUGGCAUUAGUGAUGUUGAGGAAAGUGAUUUGGCAGACAUUUCUGUUGUGAAACUUACCAACAAAUUGAAUAAAUCUCAAAAAAUUGAGCUAGGUAGUAUCCUUCUGAGAGAUAAUGCUUCUUUACCGAUUCCACCCCUUAAUGCAUUAUCGGAUCAUGAGCAUAAUAUUGCCACGCAAUUAAGGAUUGCAUCCAUCAUGCUCACACAACUUGAUUCUCCUAACUCACCACUACCCCAAUUGCAGGCUUCACAGAUAAAAGAAAGAAUAAUCAGUUCAAUGCAAACCAUGCAAGCCAGGUUUGCUCAUAAUGCAACCGAAGCGGCGGGGGAGCGUAAAUUGUCUAACGAUAUGAAAGUGGCAGGCUUGAGUUACUUGGGCGAAGAUUGGAAUACCAAGAAAGCUCGUAUUCGUUCGGAGAGUAGAUUUGGACAUUUGGAGAACUGGGACUUAUUUUCCAUGAUUGCAAAGACAGGUGAUGAUUUGGCUCAAGAAGCUUUUGCCUGUCAACUAAUCCACUUGAUGGCUAAUAUAUGGUACCAAGAUAAGGUUAAGGUCUGGGUCAAGAGAAUGAAGAUCAUAGUAACAUCUAUAAACACUGGUCUUGUGGAAACUAUAACGAAUGCUGUUUCCGUACAUUCUAUCAAAAAAGCACUGGAAAAAGAUAUGCUUGAACAUAACGAAUUUCCAAUUAGCGGCGUUGUUACCUUAAAAGAUCAUUUCAAAAGACUGUUUGGUGACGAAAAUAGCAUCAAAUAUAAAAUUGCACAAGAAAACUUCAGUUUAUCUCUAGCAGCUUAUUCUGUUAUAUGCUACAUUCUUCAAAUCAAAGAUAGACACAAUGGUAAUAUCAUGCUGGAUUCUGAAGGACACAUUGUGCAUAUUGACUUCGGCUUUUUGUUAUCCAACUCUCCUGGAUCUGUUGGAUUUGAGGGUGCACCUUUCAAAUUAACCCAGGAAUAUAUUGACUUACUUGGUGGAUUAGACUCUUACUAUUUUAAGAAAUUCAAGCUUUUAACCAAGGAAGCAUUCAAAUCAUUGAGGAGAAACGCUAAGUGUAUAAUAGACAUGGUUGAAUUAAUGCAAACAGAUUCUUCAUUACCUUGCUUCAAAGCAGGUGAGAAUACUUCGGUCUUGUUGGAACAAAGAUUCCAACUUCAUUUGACCGAUGAAGAGGUCGAUUCUUUCAUAGACAACUUCUUGAUCAACAAAUCUUUGAAUAGUGCAUAUACCAGAUUGUAUGAUCAGUUCCAAUUGUUGACGCAGGGUAUCUAUAUUUGACUUUUUCAGAUUAAAGUAAACUUUAAUUGCUAUCAAAGUUUUCUGCCACCAGGUUCCUUUUGUCCUUUUAUUUUCAUUAUAUAUUUCAAAUAUAUUUAUGCAUGUAUAAGAUCUAUCUAUGUAAAAAGUUACGAUAUUUA
This is a messenger RNA of Pichia membranifaciens NRRL Y-2026, 3395 nucleotides long. RefSeq lists its product as hypothetical. Gene Ontology annotation, molecular function: 1-phosphatidylinositol 4-kinase activity. The coding region runs from base 55 to 3255 and encodes 1066 amino acids. NCBI's taxonomy places the organism in Eukaryota, Fungi, Ascomycota, Pichiomycetes, Pichiales, Pichiaceae. Gene Ontology annotation, biological process: phosphatidylinositol-mediated signaling; phosphatidylinositol phosphate biosynthetic process. The record is from RefSeq and is a predicted model, not a curated record. The transcript has a single exon. Gene Ontology annotation, cellular component: membrane; cytoplasm.